Triticum aestivum (bread wheat) is the source of this 1140-nucleotide messenger RNA. RefSeq names its product histone-lysine N-methyltransferase SUVR4-like. Gene Ontology annotation, molecular function: histone methyltransferase activity; protein binding; zinc ion binding. The transcript has 5 exons. The coding region runs from base 1 to 1140 and encodes 379 amino acids. NCBI's taxonomy places the organism in Eukaryota, Viridiplantae, Streptophyta, Magnoliopsida, Poales, Poaceae. Gene Ontology annotation, cellular component: nucleus. The record is from RefSeq and is a predicted model, not a curated record.
AUGGAUUUUUUAUCUAAGCCUUCAGUGCCAAAUCAAGCUGGUUCCUCGUGUAUGCCACCUAAUAAUAGCAUGAUCCAUGGUGGUAUUUGCCCCUCUACUGCUACUGCUGAAGAACAGAGCAGUUCCAGUAAUAUGCUGGUUAUUGCCAAGCCCAAGGGACCAGCUCAUGAUGUCAAUGACAUAACAAAAGGUGAAGAACAUGUGAGAAUUCCCAUAAUCAAUGAAGGUGGCAAUGGGAUUCUUCCUCCUCCCUUUCACUAUAUACCACGCAAUAUCACAUUCCAGAAUGCAUAUGUGAAUCUUUCGCUUGCUAGAAUAGGAGAUGACAAUUGCUGCUCAGACUGCUUUGGAGACUGCCUAGCAGAACCAAUUCCUUGUGCAUGCGCAGCAGAAACUGGAGGCGACUUUGCUUAUACAAGAGACGGCCUGCUUAAGGAAGAAUUUCUCAAUUCUUGUCUCUCCGUGCUUCCAAAAUUCUACUGCAAAAUUUGUUCAAGGGAACGAGUGAAGAUUGUAAAUUCUGAGUCACCAAACGCCAAGGUGAAUCCUUGUAAAGGACACCCUAUAAGAAAAUUUAUUAAGGAAUGCUGGAGUAAAUGUGGCUGCACCAGAAAUUGUGGAAAUCGUGUGGUGCAGCGAGGCAUUACUCAAAAUCUACAGGUUUUCUUAACCCCUGGAGAAAAAGGAUGGGGAGUGCGGGCUGCUGAGGAACUUCCUCGGGGCGCAUUUAUUUGUGAGUAUGUUGGUGAAAUAUUAACAAACAGUGAGCUGUAUGAGCGAAACAAUCAAAUGGCGUCAAAAGGUAAGCAUACCUACCCUACGUUGCUUGAUGCUGACUGGGUCACUGAAGAUGUUCUGGAGGACGACCAUGCUCUCUGUCUGGAUGGCACCUUUUAUGGGAACGUGGCAAGGUUCAUAAACCAUAGGUGUUCUGAUGCCAAUCUUAUUGUUAUACCUGUUGAGAUUGAGACACCCGACCACCACUACUACCAUCCGGCGUUUUUCACCACAAGGCAAAUAAAGCCAUUUGAAGAACUUACAUGGGACUAUGGACUUGACUUUGACGAUGUCAACCACCCUGUUGAGGCAUCCAAAUGUUGUUGCGGAAGCGAGUUUUGCCAGGACAAAAGGAACAUCUGA